Molecule: messenger RNA, 4177 nt
Organism: Musa acuminata AAA Group (dessert banana)
Lineage: Eukaryota; Viridiplantae; Streptophyta; Magnoliopsida; Zingiberales; Musaceae
Product: DIS3-like exonuclease 2
Exons: 7
Coding region: 364-3666 (1100 amino acids)
Cellular component (GO): P-body
Molecular function (GO): RNA binding; 3'-5'-RNA exonuclease activity
Source: RefSeq, a predicted model, not a curated record
GCGGUGGGCGUCACCACUCUGGCAAGAGAGAGAGAGAGAGAGAGAGAGAGAAAAAGGCAAAGCGAGCGAGAAAGAGGUCGGCGCAAUCGUCUUUGCCGCCAAUCAUGUCGUCUGCUCCUCCUCCUCCUCGCAAUUAACCCUCGUCCACACGAAAAUAUAAGCCAAAAGCUUCGAUCUCUUCCCGUUCCUUUCGUACCAUUUCCGAUAAUUAUUAUUUUUUCCUGUUAUCGGAAAGAAGAAUCGAUCGAUCGGUCUCCAGAUCUAGGGUUCCUUAUUGCCCUCUCUCUCUCCUUUUCUUCUCCGAUCUCUACUUUAUUCCGGUUCUUUGUUCUCCACUUCUGUUUGUGGGAAUCGAUUCCAACCAUGAGCGCCGUGGGCGAGCAGGUGGCGGCAGCGGCAGCAGUAGCGGUGAAAGAGGCCGAUAAAGAGAAGAGGCGGCGGCGGCGCCAGAACCGCCGCCCCAAGCAGAACUCGGCCUUCCUACCAGAUGGAGGGUGCGGGUCUGUGGACUCGGCGUGCGGGCGGCCAGAGAUUUGGACUGGCAUCAUGGGCGCCAGCCUAAUCAGCGCGUCCGAAAUUGCCUUCACUUCCCUGCCCGCUAUGCACUUGAACGGCGACGUGGAUGUGGCGGGGUUGAACUCCACAUCGCCACCUGCCGGCGUGGUUGGCGGGGAAAUCUCGAAAUCGUGCCCCUUGCCAGCUUCCUCGUUUCCUGUAGAUGAGGUCAAUGUUGGUGUGGCAGCUCCUCCUCGCAAUUCAAAGAAGUAUUUUGAUCCUCAUUGGUCAGACCAGGCUGUUGAAGAGGCGAUCGAGAAAGGUCGCGCCUUUAAAGCAACAUUUCGUGUGAAUGCAUACAACCGGCUUGAGGCCUACUGUACCAUAGAUGGUCUCCCCGUGGAUGUUCUUAUCAAUGGAGUUGCUGCCCAAAAUAGAGCGAUAGAAGGUGAUAUCGUUGCUGUAAUGUUGGAUCCUGUUGCAUACUGGACGAAGUUGAGAGGAUUAAGUAUGCGUAGCAGUCCUGUUGCAUCAGGUGGUUCAGAUUUUCCAACUGAGACCAGUGAAGUGAUUGACAAAAAUGACGCCAAGAAAGAACAAGUUGAUGCCAACUGCAAAUCCUAUACUCCUGGUAAUGGCAUGCACCCAAUGAACAAGGGGUAUCAAAAUCAUGAAAACAGUGGUUUUAGUGAAGCUGUUAGUAAUGAUAUUGGAAAUGGAUCUGUGACAUCUGAUAACAGGAACAGCGGAUGGAACUCUAAGUCUUCAACAGGUUCAACUAGAAAUUGGGAAUCUGAGCAGGGAGAAGCUGCAAGAGCUUUAGAGAGAAUACAUGCAAUGAUAAGUUCUAACCAAUCAAAACGACCUACUGGUAGAGUCUUGUCUAUCAUCAGGAACUCUCCUCGCCGUGGGGCAGUGAUUGGUUUUCUUGCUUUGAAGCCAUGGCUUCCUGAAGAGGAAGAAAAGAGCAACGGACAGUUGUCUAAGAAAAACAAGGAAUCUGUAUUUUCAGCUGGCUUGGACUACAUACAGCUGGUACCUACGGAUUCUAAAUUCCCAAAGAUGGUAGUUUCUGUGAAAAGACUUCCAGAUUGUGCAAAGGAAAGACUUAAGAAUGGUGACAUAUCAAUUGAAACUGAAUUAGUUGCUGCUCAAAUAGAUGAGUGGAAUGAAGAAAAUAUUUGCCCCAAAGCCCAAGUUGUUCAUAUAUUGGGACGAGGCGGGGAAAUUGAACCUCAUAUAAGUGCCAUAUUGUUUGAACAUGCGAUAAGUGUUGCAAACUUUACUCCUGAGUCAUUGGCUUGUCUUCCAAAUGUGCCAUGGAAGGUUCCUGUGGAGGAAUGUAAAACUAGAAAGGAUCUUAGAAACAUUUGCACAUUUACAAUUGAUCCUUCUUCUUCUAAUGACUUGGACGAUGCAUUAUCUGUUGAGAAAGUGUCUGAUAAAAUAUUCCGAAUUGGUGUUCACAUUGCUGAUGUUUCAUGCUUUGUUCUCCCAGACACAGCCUUGGAUGCUGAAGCCCAAGUUCGGUCAACCAGUGUAUAUAUUUUACAACAUAAACUGCCAAUGUUGCCUCCAAGACUUUCUGAAGUGUGUUCCCUUUUGCCAGGUGUGGAUAGGCUUGCCUUCUCGAUUAUUUGGGACAUUAAUGACUCUGGAAACAUCAUCCAGUGCUGGAUUGGACGGUCUGUGAUUUGUUCAUGCUGCAAGCUAUCAUAUGAUUACGUGCAGGAUAUCAUUGAUGAAGGAUUUGAGAUUGAUCAAUUUGGUCUUUCUGGAAAACUGCAUCCUGAAUUGUGUGGGCAGUUUGAAUUCAAGGAUGUUAUUCAAUCUGUUAGAAGCCUUCACGAGAUCUCUAAGAAGCGGAGGGAGAUUAGAUUUAAACAGGGAGCCCUUGGGCUCCAGAAUCCUAAGCUUGUCUUCUUGUUUGAUGAGAAUGGGACUCCAUAUGAUAGCUUUCUUGACGAGAGAAAACAGUCCUGUUCACUUGUUGAGGAAUUUAUGCUGUUGGCAAAUAAAUCAGUUGCAGAGGUUAUAUCCAGGGCUUUUCCUGAUUGUGCUCUACUUCGGAGGCAUCCUGAACCUAACCUAAGGAAACUUCAAGAGUUUGAAGCAUUUUGUAGCAAACAUGGUUUCGAGUUAGAUGCUUCAUCAUCUGGCAAACUUCACCUAUCACUAUCUAAAAUAAGAGAGAAACUAAAGGAUGAUCCUGUGCUGUUUGACAUUCUAGUCUCAUAUGCUUUGAAGCCUAUGCAGUCAGCAACCUACUUCUGCUCGGGAGAUUUAAUAGGCAGGGAAAAUGAGUGGGCACAUUAUGCACUGUCAGUUCCACUCUAUACACAUUUCACUUCUCCAUUGCGGAGAUAUCCUGAUAUUGUUGUACAUCGAACAUUAUCUGCGGUUGUUGAAGCUGAAGAAGUUUAUGUGAAGCAAAGACAGACUUUGGUUACAGUUAACAAUGGCCAAAUAUCUGGUGAUGGAAUUGUUGGUCGAUGCUUUAGUGGUCUUUAUUUUGAUAAUGAUGUUGCAGAAUCUGAGCAAGUUAGAGAAAUACUAUUAUCUGCUGCUUUGAAAUAUAAAGUUCCUGGAUCUGAAGUGCUUGCAGAAGUUGCUGCAUAUUGUAAUGAAAGAAAACAAGCUAGCAAGCAUGCUGAGGAAGCUGGAGAAAAGCUUUAUCUCUGGACUCUAUUGAAGAGGAGGGAGGUGCUGCUUUCUGAAGCCAGGGUUCUGGGACUGGGACCAAGAUUCAUGACAGUUUACAUAAACAAUUUUGCUCUCGAGAGGCGGAUAUAUUAUGAUGAAGUUGAAGGCUUGGCUGUUGAGUGGUUGGAAACUUCUGGUACAUUAGUUCUGGAUAUACCAAAGACUAAACCCUUCCAGAGAAGGGUUAUCCCUGGGAAAUUACGUGUAAUCGAAGAUGUAGCCUUGGUGCUGAACACAUCUGGGUUGGUUAUACCUGAAGAAGAAAAUGAAGACAACACCACCUUACCUAGUACUUCCAAUCUACUCCCAGCAGUUCCUGCAGCAGAAAACGAUGCAACUGUUCCCCUGUGCUUUCCUUUGGUGCUCCGACUUCUAUCCACCAUUCCCGUUGCUCUUCAUGCGGUUGGGGGGGAAAAAGGUCCAGUAGAUAUCGCGGCAAGACUGUAUAUGUGCUCGUACUUCAAAUGAGGUCAGAAGAUGCUCAGAAAGCAUGAGAAAUAUGCACACACACACACACAAGUGGAAUAUUUCUGUCGACAGAAAUCAAGGUCAUGGAUGGAGGAUUCGACGACUUAAAUGGGGUUGUACUGUGUAGAUAUAACAUCCAUGUGUAGUUGUAGGAUAGCGACACCGAGGAACCUUAAAAGUAGAUGGAUGUUUGUUAAUAAUGUACUUGGAAAGGUCUCUCCUAGAGGAAGAUUUAAAUUUCUGUUUUGAGGUAGUGGUUGGUUUGGAGUUUCAGGUGGCCUGACUUUUUUAAUCAGCCAGCUGCUUGCUGGAGUUGGGAUUUGCUUAGGGCUAUUUUUCAAAUUGGGCAAAUCCUACCCAGGGUGCUCCUGACCUCCACUUUCUAUGUUAUGAACUAUAGCCCAUCUGUGUUUUUGGUUGGUGGGCUUGAUUGUAGUAAUCUGUUUCACUUCCCAUGUUCCCAACUCUGGAUUAUUACUGCCUAAAACUAUACAUUUCAAGUGCUUUCAUA